Molecule: messenger RNA, 540 nt
Organism: Peronospora matthiolae
Lineage: Eukaryota; Oomycota; Peronosporomycetes; Peronosporales; Peronosporaceae
Source: the annotation of a GenBank genome assembly
AUGGCCUCGCACACGAAACAUUCGUUCGACCUUCGUGCUGUUCAAGAGCCUAAGCCUAUGGAAAUCUACUCGCUUGAGCGCGACCCUUACUCACGACGUAUUGUAAGCCACGAAACUCGAAAAAUCGUGGUGAUGAGUCAGCUUAUUAGUUUCCGCUGUCGCAAACCUGGUGACCGCGUGGCGGUAUGCCGCGCGCCUAUGCCUGUGCUCGCUGUCGCCGAGUCUGUCACCUCUAAUGAAGCGGCUUCACAGACAAAAAAACCUGGGCAACCAGUAGGCGAGAGGCGUCCUGCUGGGCGAAGACGGAGGGACGUGCUACAGGUGGUGACACGUUCCUCUAUCCUUUCUGCGCUUCACGCUCAGCUUUGCGCAACCACGUCCGGCAGCGAAAUUCAACAAAUCGUGCUGAGCGCGCACAUCGACGGUGCAACUCCCGCUUCAAGCGCUGCUGGACUCGGGCGCGACGAACAACUUCGUUCGCCCCGAAAGUGUAAAGAUAUUCCCCAUCCCGAUGCGCGCCUCAAUCUACAGGAACGAUGA